Penicillium concentricum is the source of this 429-nucleotide messenger RNA. It is a transcript of the gene tpcL, whose product is annotated as anthrone oxygenase tpcL. The transcript has a single exon. NCBI's taxonomy places the organism in Eukaryota, Fungi, Ascomycota, Eurotiomycetes, Eurotiales, Aspergillaceae. Bases 1 to 429 code for a protein of 142 amino acids. The record is from RefSeq and is a predicted model, not a curated record.
AUGAUGAAUAUCUCUCUUCUGACUAUUCCGGUUCUCCUCGACACAACCCCAGAACCAACACACCUGGUCGAUCAAUGGGUUCGAGUGUACCACUACGGUCAUCGAGUCUUACCCGCGCUGUCGAUAGCUACCGGUCUCCUCUACGCCUGGACGGUGACACGAAAGAGAAAGGCCGGCCGUCCAUGGCGCAUCUUUGCACUAGCGGGUCUGACUACUAUGAGCAUGUUGCCCUUUACCUGGACCGUAAUGCUGCCGACCAACACUACGCUCUUCGCCACCCAGAUCGCAAACCAUGCAGGACAAGUCGUGGCUUUUGAUGUUGCUGUAGAUCUUGUCAAGAAGUGGACUCUACUGCACACAACAAGGGCUCUUCUGCCCUUGACAGGGGUGAUGAUGGGCUGGGUUGGGACAUUGCGCCAGUUCAACUGA